Gadus morhua (Atlantic cod) is the source of this 2234-nucleotide messenger RNA. RefSeq names its product purine nucleoside phosphorylase 6 (gene pnp6). The coding region runs from base 221 to 1090 and encodes 289 amino acids. Gene Ontology annotation, cellular component: cytoplasm. Gene Ontology annotation, biological process: nucleoside metabolic process. The record is from RefSeq and is a predicted model, not a curated record. Gene Ontology annotation, molecular function: purine-nucleoside phosphorylase activity. The transcript is spliced from 6 exons. Lineage: Eukaryota; Metazoa; Chordata; Actinopteri; Gadiformes; Gadidae.
UUGAGGCAUUGGGUUUCUCUUUCUGUUCCACAUGUGAUUUGGACAUUUAGACCGUCUCCGCCCCCUGUCAUAGCUCCAAGCCCGCUUGACUUAACCUACAGCGUGAUCCCUGCUCAGUCUCAUUAACCAGCUCAUUGCUUGCAAACUCUAUCCGGCUUUCAAAUUCCCUCAACCCAUCCUACUCGUCGCAUCUGUAAAACCAUCCCAUUGAUCAUCAGAUAUGGAAAACACGUCGCCCGCGUCCAAUCGGUGCAGUUACGAGGACUAUGAGGCUACGGCCGACUGGCUGCGAUCCAAGACAGCGCAGCGUCCUAAAGUGGCCAUCAUCUGUGGCUCUGGGCUGGGCGGACUGGCAGAGCUGCUGCACAACAAGGUCGUCUUCCCCUACAAAGACAUCCCACUCUUCCCCCAAACCACCGUGAUGGGCCAUCAGGGUCAACUGGUGUUUGGGACCCUUGAGGGCCAACAGUGUGUCUGCAUGCAGGGGCGCUUCCACACCUACGAAGGCUAUGACCUAAAACAGGUGACGUACCCCGUGCGUGUGUUCUCGCUGCUCGGCGUGAAGACGCUGAUACUGACCAACGCGUCCGGGGGCCUCAACAGCAGCUACAAGGUGGGCGACAUCAUGCUGAUCAAGGACCAAAUCAACCUGCCGGGCCUGGUGGGGAACAACCCUCUGUGUGGCCCCAACGAAGACAGGUUUGGUGAGCGCUUCCUCUGCAUGUCCGACGCUUACGACCCUGACCUGAUCGCCUUGGCCCAGCAGACGGCCGAGGAGCAGGGCAUCGAGGAGUUCAUGCAGAAGGGGGUCUACUGCAUGGUGAGCGGCCCCACCUACGAGAGUGUCACAGAGGGGAGGGCUCUGCGGACCCUGGGAGCCGACACAGUGGGAAUGAGCACAGCGCUGGAGGUGGUGGUGGCCCGCCACUGUGGCCUGCGUGUCCUGGGCUUCUCACUCAUCACCAACAUGGUGGUGACAGAGUACGACAGCAAGCAGAGGGCCAACCACGCGGAGGUGCUGGAGACCACUCGCAUGCGCACCCAGGUCCUUGAAGGGCUUGUGACAAAAAUUGUAGCCAAGAUCCGGUAGGAUCUUGAAGAAGUGACCCCUGAUAGACGGUUGCACAGUCCGCAUGCACAAAUGUAUAAAGCUGCAGCUGAUGUUGUGUGAGUUUUAAAUUUAAAUCACUGCCAAAUGCACGUUGACCAAGGCUUUGGUGACUUCACCUUAACCCUCGACCCCUCGUUUAGAUUGAAACCCCCGGUUUCAAUCUUAGUUUUGGUUCAGGCGGUAUCAAGGAUGUUGGAUUGAGUAUUUGAUCAUCACUUCUACAAAAAAUGUGAUUUUAAGUGGAGGGUAAAUGUGUAAUAUUAUUAUUUAAGUAAUUACAAUACAAGACUAUCUGAAUUCUUUGAAAUAUUCUCAUCGGCAGUCCGAAAAAGUGAAGCAGAAAGAAAACGUAGUUACUUAAACCAAUAAUCAAGGAAUAAUUAGGGAAUGAAUUAGUGUAAAUAAAGAUAGAGAUAUAUAGUUAUGUAUUUAAGUUGCCAAAUAUGUUAGCAACUAAAUAUGUUAAUAAAACCAAUGAGCCAUGAAGCUGUUUCUAUUGUUCUAAUAUUCAUUAAUUCAUAAACUCCAGGUGACUUGCUGCCGUAUUGGAAACUUCCCAGUCCUUAGGGAAUUUCCCUGUGGAAGGAAGAUGAGGGGACACCCCAAACACUGUCUUGUGAGAAGGCUUUUCAGAAGCUCUAUUUGAUGGAUAAAUCAUUUUGCCUAAAAAUAGCUGCGAAGUUGGCAUGAUCACACAAUUUUAAAUGUGUUUUUUUCGUUUGACGUUUGCUGUCUCCGAAACUGUAAUUUGAGCCAGAAUCAUUGUACCUGCUGUUUUGAAUGUUUCCAGGUGUGGUGUUGCGCUCACCAGCCAGGUCCUCUCUGUUUGACAUCUUAUGUUUGAGCACUGAAGAGACCUAGAAACUAGGGUCACAAAGUAACCUCUCGGGCACUUUAUAAGAUAAGAUAAGAUAAGAUAAGAUAUACUUUAUUCAUCUCAGUAGAGACAUUUAGGACACAGGAUUUAUAACAGAUAUCAAAGAAAUGUACAUACAAGACACUGCCCUCCCUCAGUCCAAGACCAAUGGUAUCCUCAUGAUUACACCAGAGCGGUUCCACUCAGAUAAUGCACCCUCAGGAAAAAAUAAAUAAAAAUACUCUGCAAUUGAUAAUGGGGAAACAA